This is a messenger RNA of Salvia splendens (bonfire salvia), 1057 nucleotides long. RefSeq names its product aquaporin PIP2-7. The record is from RefSeq and is a predicted model, not a curated record. Gene Ontology annotation, biological process: transmembrane transport. Gene Ontology annotation, molecular function: channel activity. Gene Ontology annotation, cellular component: membrane. Lineage: Eukaryota; Viridiplantae; Streptophyta; Magnoliopsida; Lamiales; Lamiaceae. The transcript is spliced from 4 exons. Bases 60 to 914 code for a protein of 284 amino acids.
AGCUGAAAACCAGACUUCACCAACUGAAGAAGAGAGAGAGAGAGAGAAGCAAAGCAGAGAUGACGAAGGAACUGAGCGAAGAGGCGGCGGCGCACCACCACCACGGCAAGGACUACGAGGACCCUCCCCCCGCGCCGCUCCUCGACUUCGGCGAGCUCAAGCUCUGGUCCUUCUACCGCGCCUUAAUCGCCGAGUUCAUCGCCACCCUCCUCUUCCUCUACGUCACCGUCGCCACCGUCAUCGGCCACAAGAAGCUCAGCACCGCCGACCACUGCGACGGCGUCGGCAUCCUCGGCAUCGCCUGGGCCUUCGGCGGCAUGAUCUUCAUCCUCGUCUACUGCACCGCCGGCAUCUCAGGUGGACACAUCAACCCUGCGGUGACGUUCGGGCUUUUCCUGGCCCGGAAGGUGUCUCUUAUUCGGGCCGUGGCGUACAUAGUGGCUCAGAGCUUGGGCGCCAUCUGCGGCGUGGGUUUGGUGAAGGCUUUCAUGAGAAGCUUCUACAACAGGCUCGGCGGCGGAGCUAACUCCGUUAACACAGGGUACAAUAACGGAACGGCGCUCGGAGCUGAAAUCAUCGGCACUUUUGUGCUCGUCUACACCGUCUUCUCCGCCACCGAUCCGAAGAGGAGCGCGCGUGACUCUCACGUGCCGGUUUUGGCGCCGCUGCCGAUCGGAUUUGCGGUUUUCAUGGUGCAUUUGGCGACGAUUCCGAUCACCGGAACCGGGAUUAAUCCGGCUAGGAGCUUUGGGGCGGCGGUGAUAUACAACAACGGGAAAGUGUGGGAUGAUCAUUGGAUAUUCUGGGUGGGGCCGAUGGUGGGAGCGGCGGCGGCAGCGGCGUACCACCAGUAUAUAUUGAGGGCCGCGGCGAUCAAGGCGUUGGGAUCGUUCAGGAGCAGCGCGACCAACUGAGGAGAAUAAUUGGAUUUGGAUUAAUGAUUAUUGUGUGUUUAAUUUAUUUGUUUAUCUAUUUGUUUGGAUUUGUGUGUGUAUUUGACUGUGAAUUCUCAACCUGUGUAUUAAUCAUUGAUCUAAGUAUUUUGUAAAUUAUGUAA